Molecule: messenger RNA, 2529 nt
Organism: Kwoniella botswanensis
Lineage: Eukaryota; Fungi; Basidiomycota; Tremellomycetes; Tremellales; Cryptococcaceae
Exons: 7
Coding region: 1-2529 (842 amino acids)
Biological process (GO): 7-methylguanosine mRNA capping
Cellular component (GO): nucleus
Molecular function (GO): mRNA 5'-cap (guanine-N7-)-methyltransferase activity
Source: RefSeq, a predicted model, not a curated record
AUGGUGUACGAUCCUAUACGAGACUGCGAGGUACCUUCGCCAUCAGUCGUGAAGAAUGAUCCGUUCAAAUACCCUACACCACCAUCAGGAUACGGAGGAGGAUAUGAUAGAGACAGGGAUGAAGUGGUGUCUAAUGGGGGAAGACCAUCGUUAACUCAGCAUUCGUCAUCAUACUCUCCACCACCUCCUGCCGGACCUGGACCAAGUAAUCUUAGAGGACUGUUGAAUGAUGGGCCGACGUCAGAGUCGAGGAGAGGGAGCGAUAGGACAGCCUCGAUAUCUUCCAUGCCUGAAGAAGGAGAUGAAGGGUCAGGAUCAUCUAGACCGCACAUCCACCGAUUACUCAAUAACACCUCUACUCAACCCGUAUCAAAAACCAAUUCCAAUUCCUCUCUACCCAGAUCAUCACCCUCGAACCCAUCUCCUGGCUCAAGAUCCCACAUGUUAGAUCCAAAUGGCUUCCUGACUCCUGCUACCCCCGCAUCUGCAUAUCCCAGAUCAAGAUCAACGACAUCGAGAUCACCUCAUCCACCAACACAGAUGAGCCCUCAACGAGCCUCUGUACCUUUACCUUUGCAACAGAGUCACGAUCAAGGUUAUCCACCACAGUAUGGUGAACCCUCGCACACUUACAGGACAGAUUCGACAGCAUCACUCGUAGGUCAGAGACCAAUGUUACCACCCCAGCAACCUAUACAUCCACAUGAGAUGUACGGUUAUGAACAACGUACACCUGGGGGCGGACCAUAUCAGAAUUUACCUAUGCGUUCACCAUCUAUCUCAGUCUCGCCAAGGAGUCAACAUCAGUCAUUACCUCAUACUUCUUCUCGACCUGGAUCCGCAUCCAGCGCAUCCCAUCCAUUCGGUUAUCAACCCUUUCCCCAAGCUACGGCGAUUUCCCCUUCCACUUCCACCAGGAGAUUAUCAGAGGAUCAAAAUCGACCCACUUCAUCGAGUUCAGCCAGUGGAAGACGUUACACCGAUCCUAAUGCUCAAAUUCCCACUCCCGCUCGUAGAUCGAGCCAAACUUCCAUUACUGGAUAUCCCGCACCGCGCUUAACACCUAUACGAUCCCCCUCGCCCAUUGUUAGAGGUAUACCCUAUAAUCCUAGUAGACUUAGUGCUCCCGGAAAUGUGACUAGACCUAUCGAAGCGGAUGAAUUGGCAUAUUACAGGAGCAUGUCACAGCAGAAUAAUCCUUUAAGGAAGAGAAAGGCGAAAAGACCUUUACCAUCUUGGUCUGGACCUUCGCCAGGACCCAGAUCGAGUUUCCCAAAUGAAGAAGGUACUUCGUAUUUCCCACCUCAACAGAAUCAGAACGAAGAUGAUCCAACAAGGUACAAUAGAUCUCAGAGUUAUGUGGAUGAUAGAGCUUCGAUAGGUCGACAUCCCUCUGUGACACCCACACCUGGAUCUGCAUAUGGCGGAGGAGGACAUGGAGCUUACCCCCCUGCGUUCGAUGAUCCGUUGGCGACUCCCGGAGCACCCCAUAGAGGAGGCACACUGACAAAAGGCAGGAGACCUACUGGAAAUGGUGUGGAAAAUCACUUGAAGAGACCUAGCGAGAGGGACGAAGACGAAUAUAAUGGACACGAUGUACAGAGAAGGAAGGUUAGUGAGAGGCAAUAUGUUGGAAAUAAUGCUGCUGUAGCAGAUCAUUAUAACUCUCGACCGGAAGUUGGCGUCGAAGGAAGAGAGUUCUCACCUAUAAUAGGCUUGAAGAAGUUCAACAACUGGAUCAAAUCGGUGUUGAUCGGUAAAUUCGCUCAUAGACCCCAGGGGAAGAUACUGGAUAUAGGUUGUGGGAAAGGCGGGGAUUUGAAUAAGUGGAAACAGGCUAGAAUCAUGUUAUAUGUUGGAUUAGAUCUCGCCGAAACGUCUGUUCAACAAGCUGCGGAAAGGUAUCAGAGGAUGCAAGGUCGAUUUGAUGGUUUCUUCUUCGCCUAUGAUUGUUUCUCUAAACCCCUCGGCGACAUCUUACCUGAACAGUUACAACAGAAAGAUCUCUACGAUAAUGUGACGAUGCAGUUCUGUAUGCAUUAUGCAUUCGAAUCCGCUUCGAAGGUUAGAAUGAUGAUCGAGAACGUAUCGAGGUAUCUGCGUAAAGGAGGGAUAUUCAUUGGUACUAUCCCCAAUGCAGAGCUCUUGUUAUCAAAGCUCAAUGAAUUACCUGAAGAUGACGAAGAACUCAGAUUUGGUAAUUCAUGUUAUUACGUCCAAUUCUCAGAGAGGAAACACAAGGGUAUAUAUGGACAUCAAUAUCGAUUCUUCUUGAUGGAUGCGGUAGAGGACGUUCCUGAAUAUGUUGUAGAUUGGGAAAAUUUCGUCAACCUCGCUAUGGAAUAUCGACUUCGUCUGAUAUACAAGAAACCAUUCCAUGAUAUUCUUCAAGAAGAGAAAGAGUCCCGUGAUUUUGGUCCUUUGUUGGGUAAGAUGGGUGUGGUGAAUGAUCAGGGGGAAAGUUCGAUGGAUGAAGAUCAAUGGGAAGCGGCGAAUCUCUAUAUGGGCUUCGCAUUUGAGAAGAUAUAG